GAUACAAAAAUACAUGUGAUAAGAUGUAUGGGAGAUGUUCAUAAUAUCGUGUCUCAAAGUUGUACAUUAUAUUUUCAAAGAUUUCGUCGUCAGACACAUGUUACUCCUAAAUCAUUUCUUGGUUUUGUUGCUCGCUACAAAGAUCUUUAUACAAAAAGAUUAACUACAAUUCAAGAAAUGGCUAACCAAAUGUCAAUUGGACUUUCUAAACUUGAUGAAGCAACUCUUUCGGUAGACAUUUUAACAAAAGAAUUGGUAGUAAAGGAAAAAGAUCUAAAUCUUGCUAAUAUUAAAGCUGACAAGGUUUUAGCUGAAGUGACAGAAAGUACCAGAGCAGCUGAAGAGGUGAAGGCUGGAGUUUUAGUAGUGAAAAAUCGGGCAGAAUUAAUUGUUAAAGAAAUAGGAAAUGAAAAAGAAAUUGCAGAAGUUAAAUUGGAAGAAGCCCGACCAGCACUUGAAGAAGCAGAAGCUGCAUUGGGGUUUCCAAAGGACACUAUCAAUGAAGAGAUAAUUGACUUGCUUAGUCCAUACUUGGCCAUGGAGGAUUUCACACAUGAAAACGCAAAAAAGGUUUGUGGAGACGUUGCGGGAUUAGCUUCAUGGAUAAGAGCCAUGUGUUCAUUUUUUGCCGUAAAUAAAGAAGUCCUACCGUUAAAGGCUAAUUUAGCCAUUCAAGAAGCUAGGUUAGAUAUGGCGACCAAUGAAUUAAAUGAGGCUCAAGCUCAGCUUGAUGAAAAAGAGGCAGUUCUUGCCAAAGUACAGGCUCAGUAUGAUGCAGCUCAAAACGAAAAACAGCGAUUACUUGAUGAUGCAUUAUCCUGCAAAAAAAAAAUGGAAAUUGCUUCGGUAUUGAUCAGCCGCUUAGGAGGAGAACACAUCAGAUGGACUAAUCAAAGCAAAGAGUUUGCUGCAGAAAUUGAAAGGUUAAUGAAUAUUAAAAUUCACUUUUAUUUCAAUUAG
Messenger RNA from Helobdella robusta, 960 nucleotides. RefSeq lists its product as hypothetical. The transcript is spliced from 6 exons. Gene Ontology annotation, cellular component: dynein complex. Gene Ontology annotation, molecular function: dynein intermediate chain binding; dynein light intermediate chain binding; minus-end-directed microtubule motor activity. Gene Ontology annotation, biological process: microtubule-based movement. The annotation marks the transcript as partial. The record is from RefSeq and is a predicted model, not a curated record. NCBI's taxonomy places the organism in Eukaryota, Metazoa, Annelida, Clitellata, Rhynchobdellida, Glossiphoniidae.